GGACUUCUCAUGAAGCACAUCUGACAUUCCUGAUGAGAGGAGAGGAGGCAGCGGUGAGGAAGUGAAGGGGGGGGGACGAGGACGGGUUUAGUGUGCUUCUAUGCGAGUGGGGUGAGGAGACCCUUGUGUCUCUGUGUGGGUCAGCCGCCUUAAAAUGAAGAGCCAAAUCACCAACGCCCUCUCCGACUUCUUUUUCGAGUAUGAGACCCCACGGCAGGUUCUGGUCAGGAACAGGAGAGUCGGGGUGGUGUGUCGUCUCAUCCAGCUGGGCGUCUUGGCUUACAUCAUCGGGUGGGUGUUCAUCUACGAGAAAGGCUACCAGUCUACCGAUACAGCCGUCAGCUCCGUCUUCACCAAAAUGAAAGGGGUGGGCUACACCAACGUGACCGGAGACGAGAGAGUGUGGGACGUGGCCGACUAUGUCUUCCCGCCGCAGGGAGAUUCAUCCUUUGUGGUCAUGACUAACUACAUUAUAACUGAAGGUCAGAAGAUGGGAACGUGUCCUGAGCUUACAGGCAAGCACAAUUGCAGCUCGGACGCCGACUGCGAAGGAGGGACUUUCAAACGUACGGGACAUGGGCAAAUGACCGGCGUGUGUGUCAAUGCCACUAAGACCUGUGAGGUUCUGGCUUGGUGUCCUGUUGAGAACGACCACAGCAUACCGGACCCCCCUCUGUUGAUGUCUGCAGAGAACUACACACUCUUCAUCAAGAACUCUGUAACGUUCCCCAUAUUUGGCGUAACAAGGAGUAACCUAGUGGAGGGCAUUGAUGCAGCGUACAUCAGCAAGUGUCUCCAUCAUUCCAAGGAGGCUCCACUGUGUCCUAUUUUCAGACUGGGAGACAUUGUCAAGGAGUCUGGAUUCAAUUUCCAAACUAUAGCAAAAGUGGGAGGCGCCAUCGGCAUCGUGGUUGACUGGACGUGCAACUUCGACGUGGACGUCAAACACUGUAAACCCACGUACAACUUCCACGGGCUCUAUGGGAACCCUGCAGAGACAGACAAGGCCAGAGCGUCAGUCGGCUACAACUUUCGGUAUGCAAAACAUUACAUGGAGGACAAGGUACAGAAAAGAACCCUCCUCAAAGUGUUCGGCAUCAGGAUAGACAUCAUCGUGCAAUCACUGGCAAGAAAAUUUGACAUCAUCCCAACACUGACGGCAAUCGGCUCCGGAGUGGGCAUUUUCGGAGUGGCAACUGUGGUCUGCGAUUUGGUGUUGCUGUAUUUGCUCCCGAAAAGAGAAUUUUACAAGAACAUGAAAUUCAAAUACACAGAUACACAUGCACAGACCGACAGCGAAUCACUCACUUUAGACACAAGCAUCUUUUACGCCAAUGAAGCCAAAGCAGGACAAGCUCAAGACACUGCUCAGUCACAUGACCCUGACUCAGAGGCGGGCAGCACAGAGACAGAUGUAUCAAAAAAGUGACUACCGUGGGGGGAACUAUCACCGUAAUGGCGGUGUUAUUUUACGUCAUGGACUGGUGGAAUCUCCCAAAAAGGCCCAACAAAUCAACACAAAGGACAGAAAAAAUAAUUCUUCUGACUGAGACGUCAUCUUCUGGCAGUGAAUUCCUCAACAACCGAUGUUACAAGCACCAUAAGCUCCUGAAUAUGUGUCGAAAUGUACACAUUUGGUACACUACAAACGAGUGGGAUCCAAUACACCAGCUGUAUCGUGAAUUCUGAGAUUACAACGCUCAGUUUUUUUUAUAAAAGCCCGUCUUUGCCACUGAAAGACAAACAAAUCCAAAUGGUAAGUCAUAAUUUAAUUAUGAGAUAACAAUUAUGAGAAUGGAAAGUAAUUAAAAGAUAAAAAGUCUAAAUUACGAGAUACAAACUGCGCAUGUGCUACCCUCUUGCGCAUGCGCAGUUUUGUAUCUCAUAAUUUCGUGUUUUUUUCGUUUUUUUACUUACCAUUGGGAUAUUUUUCAGGGUUUAAACGAGCUUCCAUAGUUUUUAAUAAUUAAUAAACAUGUAUUUUUUCUGCUGUUUGUUUCUUUGACCAGCGGCACUCUGUAGUUCCUUUUGAGGCUGUACACAAUGGCGUCGAAGAAUGGGGUUGGAUGAGAGGGAAUGUUUUCGUAAGGUUUUUAAGAUUUAUUUAAUUUCAACAUGUCCUUUAUGAAAGGCUACGCCAUAAAUAUUAAAAUAAAAUACAUUUCGCUGUAAACGUUCAAUAACAAGGUUGCUUUAAUCAACUCCAGAGGGUCUUAGACAAGCUACACCCACCUAGCAAAAGUGCUAAAUGGUUCAUUCCACUUUGUAGCGUUCAAGGUCGUCGAAAAAAAUUGCAAAUAGUUUGUAUAGGCAUUUGUGCAGGGACCUAAAGUUUGGUGCUACAACCUUGGCUGCAAUGUACAUUUACAGAAAAUAACUUAUUUCGUAUUUUGCUCAACACCGGUGCAAUAGUAGUCAACAAAUGGUGACCAUACAAUACUUUGUGCCUUUACAUUUGGCCUAAGUACUUUCUUCAUAAUGGCAUUUUUUUUCCCAUAAGCACUUUCUUCACAAAGACAAAUUUUUUCCCCCACAUACUUUGGAUGUCAUUCAAAUGUGCGAGUGUACCUAAUGAAGUGUCCCAAAAAGGUAUCUUGUGUCAUCCAUUUCCUGCCACUGUCCAGGUUUUAUGAUAACAAUGAAAUUCAAUAAAAGAUGACAUAUUAACUACAA
Messenger RNA from Doryrhamphus excisus (bluestripe pipefish), 2673 nucleotides. It is a transcript of the gene p2rx1, whose product is annotated as purinergic receptor P2X, ligand-gated ion channel, 1. Gene Ontology annotation, cellular component: plasma membrane. NCBI's taxonomy places the organism in Eukaryota, Metazoa, Chordata, Actinopteri, Syngnathiformes, Syngnathidae. Gene Ontology annotation, biological process: calcium ion transmembrane transport; response to ATP. The record is from RefSeq and is a predicted model, not a curated record. Gene Ontology annotation, molecular function: ATP binding; purinergic nucleotide receptor activity; extracellularly ATP-gated monoatomic cation channel activity.